Messenger RNA from Rhododendron vialii, 1025 nucleotides. RefSeq lists its product as uncharacterized. Gene Ontology annotation, cellular component: Golgi membrane; trans-Golgi network. The coding region runs from base 179 to 637 and encodes 152 amino acids. The record is from RefSeq and is a predicted model, not a curated record. Gene Ontology annotation, biological process: Golgi to endosome transport; protein localization to Golgi apparatus; Golgi to plasma membrane protein transport. NCBI's taxonomy places the organism in Eukaryota, Viridiplantae, Streptophyta, Magnoliopsida, Ericales, Ericaceae. The transcript has 3 exons.
UUGAGUUUGGAAGCUUUUUGCGUUUUCUUCAAAAGGGGUUGAAGUCAUCUUUGAACCCUAAAGAUUGGAUUUUUGGGUGCUGGAGGGAAAUCCUUUGGAUUGAUUCUGUAGGGUUGCAUUGAAUUUGGAACCUUUUUGCGUUUUGCGAAUUGGGUUUUCUUCAAAAGGGGUUGAAGUCAUGUUCUAUGGUGCAGUGGUGUGGGAUCCAUGGCUCAUUGUUGCCCAGAUUGUUUCCCUUCAAUGCUUAUACUAUCUAUCACUGGGAGUUUUUAUGGAGAUUCUUGUUGGGACUCGGGUAUCUCGAAUGAGUCUCGUGUAUUUCUUUGAUUAUUCCACAGUUGCCGCAUCUACAGUCACUGGUUGGUGUGUCAUUGCUUCAUUUAUACUUGGCUCGAUUGCCGGAGCUGUUUAUAUGGUUUAUUUGAUUGAGAGGGCGAAGAAGUGCUUAGAUUUCUCAGCCACCCUCUACAUCAUCCACCUCUUGAUAUGCAUCAUGUAUGGAGGUUGGCCAUCCUCGAUUACAUGGUGGGUUGUGAAUGGAACUGGAGUUGCAGUGAUGGCAUUGUUAGGUGAAUAUUUGUGCAUCAGACGUGAGCUGCGAGAAAUACCCAUAUCGAGAUAUCGUUCAAACGUUUGAUUGAGCAGAGAAACUAAACAGGGAAGAACAGGUUUCCCGGCAGCUGGGAGCAUUAUACGAUAGCUGUUUUUGUCUUUCCUCAGAAGGAUUCGCUGGGUAAAGAUCAUCAUAUAGAAAAAGUUGAACUUUUCUUAGAGGGUAUACUGGAAAGACUGUUAUGGGUUGGUAUUGUGUUCGCUGGAGGUAUUUUCAGGCCAUAGCUAUUUAAAACUUCUUGCAGUUGCCGAUGGUAUCAGAGUAGAACUAGUUACGAGUCAAUUAUGUUACGGAACCCUACAUGUGUAAUUUAGGUAGAUGUGAAAAACGUUGUUCAUGUUGCGUUGAUAUCGACAACCGAUGUACUUCCAAUGGUCUGAUAUCGUAUUUAUUCUUUAAAAUCAUUUGGUCA